CUAAAGAGGAAGACGCGGGCGAGAAAGAAAAACUUUUUCCAUCGUCCUGCGGGUUUCUGCAGCCGUAUUCCGAAGCCAAGGAAGGAGCCUUUGUUGAAGAGAUGGCGAUGGGUCUGGGCCCUCUCUUGUUGAUCUUCAUGCUGAGUCUGGGUCUGACCCCAGAAACCCUGGCUCAAGUUAACAGAUACAGACACUUCCUGGACCAACACUAUGAUCCCAGGCCGCAAGGCCGGAAUGACAGAUACUGUAACAACAGGAUGAGGAGACAAGGCCUGACCUCGCCCUGCAAAGACACCAACACCUUUAUUCAUGGCACUGGAAGAAGCAUCAGGGACAUCUGUGGAGAUGAGAGUGGAAGCCCUUAUGAAGGAAAUUUAAGAAUAAGCAACUCUGCUUUCCAGAUUACCACUUGCAGGCUUAUAGGGGGUUCUUCCCGGCCCCCCUGCCGGUACAGGGCCCACAGUGGGUAUAGAAACAUUGUCAUUGGCUGUGAAGACGGACUGCCUGUCCACUUCGAUGAGUCCUUUAUCCGUCCCUGACCUCCAGGUCGCUGGCCUAGGGAUGACUGCUCUACUGCCCUUGCAUUUCCUACUUCCCUAGACUGCCGGGCCCAGAAUGCAAGCGCCCGGCACCUUCUGCUCCUGCUUUACAUUAUGUUUAAUGAAUAAAAGUCUCUGA
Molecule: messenger RNA, 678 nt
Organism: Condylura cristata (star-nosed mole)
Lineage: Eukaryota; Metazoa; Chordata; Mammalia; Eulipotyphla; Talpidae
Gene: ANG
Product: angiogenin, ribonuclease, RNase A family, 5
Exons: 2
Coding region: 102-539 (145 amino acids)
Biological process (GO): antibacterial humoral response; antimicrobial humoral immune response mediated by antimicrobial peptide; angiogenesis
Molecular function (GO): RNA nuclease activity; nucleic acid binding
Source: RefSeq, a predicted model, not a curated record